Messenger RNA from Xiphophorus hellerii (green swordtail), 2511 nucleotides. It is a transcript of the gene cabp1a, whose product is annotated as calcium binding protein 1a. Gene Ontology annotation, molecular function: calcium channel regulator activity; calcium ion binding. The transcript has 8 exons. Gene Ontology annotation, cellular component: cytoplasm. The record is from RefSeq and is a predicted model, not a curated record. NCBI's taxonomy places the organism in Eukaryota, Metazoa, Chordata, Actinopteri, Cyprinodontiformes, Poeciliidae. The coding region runs from base 31 to 1380 and encodes 449 amino acids.
ACGGAGGUGGAAUAGAUCGGAUCCGCCGCGAUGAGCGCCUCCUUCCCGAAAUCUGAUUCCACAACCUCGUUAAUGAAAUCAUCGAGGAGGUCGACACACCUCCCCGAUCAGGCAUCCGAGAUCCGGAGAGGUCAGCACCAGCACCGCCACCGUCCCGCCGCGCUCCAGGGCAGCAGCGGCAAAACUGACGAGUCCUUCUGGUCGGCCGAGAGCGACGUCAGCGCUCGGAGACCCCUGUGUCAUCCCUCCCUCGUCGGCAGCCAGGACGGGGGUGCCGCCGCGGCCACUCGGGGCAAGUGCAAGCCCCACGCCCCGCACAGCCAAGUUCCCGUUCAGCAGGGGGCAAACUGCGAGUCGGACCGCGGGUUGACCGAGCGGAGCCGGACUAACCCCAAACCCUCCCACCGCCACCAUCACCACCAUCACCACCACCACCGCAGGAAGCACCACCGGGAAGACCAUCCAGAUGACGCGGAGCAUCCCCAUUCCUGUCACCCGCUCGCCCACAGGGUGCCCUCGCUUUCGGACAGCACAGACGACAGGGCCCCGCUGUGUGAACCGAGGGACAGGAAGAGGGGCAGCUUGGCCAGCGGCGGCGGCGGUCAGGUCAGCAGUCCGUCCCCGUCUUCCUGCUCCCCCGUCCCGCCGUCCAGCAGAUCGUCCCGCCGCUCCCGCAGGUCCAGCACCGCUUCCUCUGCAUCUGACAUCAAUUUAAGGAGCGUCCUCAAUUCACUGUUCGGGCAGAUGCUCCAGGACGCCGAGAGGCGACUCAGACUUGUGCUGUCUUAUGAGGAAUCAGGGUAUCUCGGGCCGUAUCAGGACUCCAUUGUUUCCGUGACACAAAACUGCGUUCUCGUGAGCAACAUACUGGGACAAACCUGUGUCUUCCUGGGUAAAGGCAUGGCAAAGUGCAGGCAGGCUGACAGAGAGCUGCGGCCAGAAGAAAUGGACGAGCUGCGAGAUGCUUUCAAGGAGUUUGACAAAGACAAGGACGGCUUUAUUAGCUGUAAAGACCUGGGGAACUGCAUGAGGACCAUGGGAUACAUGCCGACAGAAAUGGAGCUGAUAGAACUGAGUCAACAGAUAAACAUGAACUUGGGAGGUCAUGUGGAUUUUGACGAUUUUGUGGAACUAAUGGGCCCAAAACUCCUCGCCGAAACUGCAGACAUGAUUGGGAUAAAGGAGUUAAAAGACGCAUUCAGGGAGUUUGACACAAAUGGGGACGGUGCCAUAAGCACCACUGAGCUAAGAGAUGCAAUGAGGAAGUUAUUGGGCCAACAAGUAGGUCUUAAAGAGGUAGAAGAUAUCCUAAGGGAUGUGGACUUAAACGGUGACGGACUUGUUGACUUUGAAGAGUUCGUUCGAAUGAUGUCUCGCUAAGUUCGAACAUCGGUCCUGAAUGUGAAGCUUUUUCACACUAAAACCACGUCCAACUAAAGGACACGCCAAGAACUACUGAGCCAUCAAAAUCUAAACGACACUGGAAUUCAAACUCCUCGAAUGUUACAGAGCGAGGGUUGCCCUCCCACUUUCAAUCAAUAAGUGUUCUUCCUCAAAACUUUUAAAGUUCAACUGAGGCAGAGUUUGCUGUAGCAUAGCUAAAGAUCGUCUAAUUUAUGUUUUUGCACUUUAAUUGUCACUUAACAACAACGUCCUGUGCGGAUAGAUUUUCGCUGUCCUGUCUCAGAUUCUACAUGGUGUAAUUAAGUGUCUUGCAUAAUGUCACCUUCGAUGUUUUCCGCAGCAUCAGAAUGAGGGACUGAAUGUAGGAAAGACAGAACAUUAGCACUGUUGAAUGUUUAUAUAUUCGCACAUCGUCUGUUGUAUUAGAAAUGUACUUGAAGGUACCUUUGUGCAGCAAUGGUGCUUCACCAAAAAAAAUCAAAGUGGCAAUACCCACACCUGUAAUGUAACUUUGUGACCAUGUGUAAUUUUUCACUGUGCCAGACCUGUUCCAAUGAAAAAGCAUCACUGUCUGACAUGCAGCAAAGAAAGAAAUCUGAUCUUAAUGAGACGCAAAUCUCUGAAAUGCCUCCAUAUUUGUUAUCCACUGAGAUCAGCAGAAGAACAAAGGAGAAGAAGAAGAAAAAAGACAGUAAAUGAUGGACGGCUUUUCUCAAAAGCUUAAAAAGUGCUCACCGACACUGACCAGCGUUGAUUUGCAGCAAUACAGCACAUGUUAAGACUGCGUCUUUUUGUGAUCAUGUCUGUAUUCAUAAAAGCCUGUGAAGUAGAAACGGCUGUUUUUGAGAGUCUGUUUAGGUCAGCAUGAGGUCACACAAAUGUGAACUGUAUGUACAGUGGAUCCGAUCAUGUUGUACCUGUCAUUGUCUUUAUGACUCGAUAUGUGGUAACGUUCCAAACAUCUGUGCUGUCGAACAAUUUUUUAUGCAUGCCAAAGAGAGACAUUUACUACAUUUAGUAUGCACAAUUUUGUUUAUAAAAAGAGGAAACUAGACAUUUGGACAAGUUAAACAUAGAAAAAUAAAAGGUGUUUACAUUUUAUCCUUU